Truncatella angustata is the source of this 817-nucleotide messenger RNA. Its product is annotated as Ser-Thr-rich glycosyl-phosphatidyl-inositol-anchored membrane family-domain-containing protein. The coding region runs from base 1 to 543 and encodes 180 amino acids. The transcript has a single exon. The record is from RefSeq and is a predicted model, not a curated record. Lineage: Eukaryota; Fungi; Ascomycota; Sordariomycetes; Amphisphaeriales; Sporocadaceae.
AUGGUUCUGCAUCUUUUGAAAAUAUGGGCCAUUACAUUUAUAUCAGUCUGCUCAGUCCAUGCCCAGACUCCUGGAUUUGAUCCUAUGAUUAAGCCGUCUAAUUGGCAGGAUGUUACAGCUGGAGAGAACUUCCAGAUUGUAUGGGACCCGACCGACUUUAAGGGUACCAUUACGCUAGAGCUUCUUGGUGGUGGAAGCCCGGCAACACUUCAGAUACUUGGCAAUAUUGCCCAAGGAGUCGAUAAUUCGAAAGGUUACUUUGAUUGGGCAGUUCCAUCGAGUGCAGAUUCCUUAGACACCUACGGCAUCCGUAUCCUUCUCGAGUCAAACCCGUCCAUUUUUCAAUACUCGUUUCCAUUUUAUAUUCGACAGGCUUCAUCUCGAGCCUCGUCAUCAAUCACCUCCGAAGCCGUGCCAGAAACAACCACACAAACCAUCAGUCAGUCCUUAUUUCAGCCAACCACCUUACCAACAAGCAAGUUGCCCGAUAGAUGCAAGGUUCGCAAACGUUGGGCUCCACCCCAGUAUAACAAUCCGGUCUGAUAAUGUCAAUAAGAAACUUAUGUUGACGAGAGAAAAGAGACGAAAAUGAAAAGGAGAAAGGAAAAUAAAAUAAGAAUUUAAGACACCCAGUGCAUAUUAGUACGUACGAGGUUUGUACGUCGAGGCAAAGACGAACAAUUCUUAUUUGUGCCGUGGACAUUGCUGAGAUGAACGAGUAUAUAGCUUAAUACCUCGGGGAAGCGCGCAGAACCUGUUGAAGAUCUAGUCUGUACAAUAACAAAAGUCAGGUAGCGCCGAGGGAAUUCAGUAGUAC